AUCGUUAUCCUGUAUGCUCCCGUGUGAGGAAAUUGAUGCGUUAUAACAGGGGAAGUCUUUCUGGCGGUAUUACGUUGCGAUUUUCAUGCUAUUUUUUUUUAUUACGCGAAAACAAGAAGGAUUUUGCUUUUUGGCAAGCGUGUUUUACCUGAUGUUUACACUGUAUCUCGUGAGCGCUGCAUGCCACAUCGCCUAACCUCCACAAGGCAGUGCGUGACAAUUCAAUUUUACUGCGUUCUUUAUUCGCUUAUAGAUUUUCUUCGUUUUGUAAAGCGAUAAUAAUGGCAGGAUGUUAUGACAAAUUGUCUUGGACAGACGUACGCGACUUAUUGAGAACUUGGAGAGAAGAUUCUGAACGACGAAGUAAAGAUGUAGUGGACUUUUGGGAAAAUACAUUAAUGGGAAAGAUUGACCGUCUAGGCAAUGAAAAGUAUCUGGUUUUGGAACAAGUAUGUGUAGCUGCAUUGGACUGUUAUCGAUUACCAUUAGCUGAAUAUUGCAUCAAAAUUUUAAUGCGUGCAUUUCCUGGUAGUUUGCGUGUUCAUAAAUACCAUGCCAUGCAUUUGGAAGCAUUAGAAAUGUAUGAUGAAGCAAUGGAAGUUUUGGAUUCAAUCAUAAAAAGAGACGAAACUAAUGCCGCGCCAAGAAAACGUCGUGUUGCUAUUUUGAAAGCUCGAGGACGUAUUCCAGAAGCAAUCAAAGAGCUUGCAGAGUAUUUGAAAAGAUUUAUGAGCGAUCAAGAAGCAUGGCAUGAGCUGUGCGACUUGUAUUUACAAGAACAGGAGUAUUCCAAAGCAGCAUAUUGCAUGGAAGAACUUAUAUUACAUAAUCCACACAGUCAUUUAAUUUACCAAAGAUAUGCGGAAAUAAAAUAUUCUCAGGGCGGAUUUGAUAAUAUGGAGCUAGCAAAAGCAUAUUUCUGUCAAGCUGCAAAAUUAAAUCCAAAUAAUAUUAGAGCUCUAUACGGCUUAUUAUUAACCACAAACAAUAUUGCAACAUCACCUAAAUGUCCUGCAUCUAAAAAGAAAGAAGCACUGAAACUGAGUGAAUGGGCUAGUAAACAAAUCGAAAAACAAUAUGAAAAUAAAGUUUCAAAUCAAGAUGUUAAAAAUAUAGAACGUUUACUAGGACAAUUGCAACUUGAAGCUUAGGUACUAUUAUAUAUACUAUUAUAUUUAAUUUUGUGACAUUUGUAAGUGAUAUAUGUUUGAAGAUAUUGCAAUAACGAUUUCCAAAGAAUUUAUCGAACACAAAGAAAUUUUAGAAAUGUUUUUUAAGUCUGUGUAGAAAAAAAGAAUAAUAAUAUCUGACCAGAGUUGAUAUAUUCAAACAGUAUUUCUUGUUCUAUUCUUCAUUAUAACAUACAUCAAUUUUUAGAUAAUUUUAUCUUACUCCAUAUAAUUUUGCUAAUGUACAAUUAUAUGUUAAUAUAUUAGUUAAUUAAUCUAUAUCAGUACCGUUGUCACAUUUUAUAAAUGCACCAAGUGUAAUUACCUUUUCAAUGUACAUUCAUAUUUCCGUAUCUUAUUGUACAUGUUAUUCAAUGUAAUAAUCAUUGAUUUUGUGCGAUUGUGGUCACUCAAUAUUGUGACUUGUUCAAUAUCUUUGUUGUUUUGUUAUUAAUUAAAUAUCGGUUACGUUACAUAACGCAAUAAAAAACAGCGUUGAUAAAUUA
This is a messenger RNA of Pogonomyrmex barbatus (red harvester ant), 1675 nucleotides long. Its product is annotated as ER membrane protein complex subunit 2-B. NCBI's taxonomy places the organism in Eukaryota, Metazoa, Arthropoda, Insecta, Hymenoptera, Formicidae. Gene Ontology annotation, molecular function: protein binding. The record is from RefSeq and is a predicted model, not a curated record.